This is a messenger RNA of Strongyloides ratti, 285 nucleotides long. RefSeq lists its product as hypothetical. The coding region runs from base 1 to 285 and encodes 94 amino acids. Gene Ontology annotation, molecular function: RNA endonuclease activity. The record is from RefSeq and is a predicted model, not a curated record. The transcript has 2 exons. Lineage: Eukaryota; Metazoa; Nematoda; Chromadorea; Rhabditida; Strongyloididae.
AUGGUAUCUGCAUUUAUUGGACCAAAAUUGUCUGCCUUUCUCAUUUUUAUGUCUGGAUCUGGGGUGAUAUUUCUCGGAAUUUUGGGAGCAUUUUUUUAUUCUAAUGCUGUAACACUAUUUCCUGAUCUACACUUCGCAGAAAACACUAUUGAUCCAUCAGUUUUAGAAAUUGAAAGUAAAUAUUAUGAAAAAGCAACUCAAUGCUGGAUUGCUACAGCAAUGUAUGCUGUUACCUUCAUUUUAGUACUUUGGCAAAACAGAUAUAAUACAGUUUCAAUGUUUUGA